AUGGAUACUGUAGGAGCUAUGAAGGCUGUUGUAGGAGCUGUUGGAUCUAAUAUCGUUAGUUCAGCUAAAGAUGCUACGAAACAUGUAGUUGAUAAGUUUCGUCAAAAGACAGGAAUAGCUUUAAAUACAGAAAAAAGUUAUCACAAAGAUUCGAAUGAUGGAAUACAACCAUUUUUAAGUGAAGCUGAUGAUUUGGAAAGCUCCAAACAACAAUACAAGGAAGAAAAUGAGUCUUUAUAUGAGAAUGAAUCAAAGAAACUUGAGAAAAAUGAAGACUUAAUAUUUGAUUUUAGAGAUAGAGUAGUUUCUGAGCAGGAAUUUAAUAAACUUUCUCGGCUGUUAAGUAGGAAUAUAACACUUGCAAAUAGACUAAAUACAUCAUUAGAAAAACAGAUUUGGCUAACUCCUCGACGAUUUAGAACUACAAUAAGAUCUGUUCAGAUAGAUAAUUUAACUGAAAAUAUCUUUGAAAAUAUUUUUUUGGAAUUUCAAUUUGGUGGAACAUUAACUGAAGUUAGAUUAAUAGAUACAGAAAAAAAUACUGAAGUACCAAGAUUAUUAGGUUAUCCUCCUUGCUAUCAAUUUUAUACACAUUCAGUCAAUAUUAAACCUACUAGAGUUCAUAAUUUAGAGAUAGAAGAAGAUGAUAUUAUUGGGAAUAAUUCUGUAGAUAUUGGUGUAAAUGAAACAUUUGAAUGGCGUGGGAGUUAUAUACAUUUAGAAAGGGAGUUAUUUCGUAUUAUAGCUUGGAAAAAUCAUUCAAUGACAGUCAAUGAGCUAUUGGCAUAUCAUGAGGAUACUUUAAAAAAUUAUGCAACUGGAAGUGUAAGUCAGAUGUUAACCCUAUCUAAGCAUUCAUCUAAUGGAGUUUUAUCUAUAUUUAGAGUUUCUUUACAAAUUGUAUUUCAGGAAAUAUAUGACUUUCAGAUAAAUUUGGCACAAUUUUCAUUAAGGGUGUUAAAUGAUGAAGAUAAUGAAAUUAUGAAUACUGAGAAUGGCCAUGAAAUUUGUGAAAAACACCAUAGUGUAAAUAACUUAAUAUCAAAGUAUGAAUUGGGUAAAGCUAACGAAACUGAGAGUAGUUCAGAGAAUGACUUAGUUUAUUCAAAUAUGCGUGAAUGCCGAUUAAACUUUUAUCUACCCUCUUAUGGUACUGAUAACCCUUUUCCAUCUAAGUGCCAAUCUCAGUGGUCUACCUGUGGAAGGAAAAAUCUGAAGAUACUUAAAUGGGAAAACAUUGGAAUGAUCCCAUUUAGAGGAACAAUACAUGAACUAGAAAGGAACCAGUUACAUUUCACAUUACAAGUGAACCCAGAUAAAAGUAAAUUCAUCACUCUAAAGUCACCAAGUAGCUAUAGUGGAGUACUAAACUUGAAAAAUAUUAUACAUUAUCCAUAUGUACAGGCUAAAAUUGAUUUUUUAGAUGGUGAAGUUGGUAUAUUAGAGGGUAAGAUAGAAUUUGGAAAUAUUCCAAAAUAUCAACAGCUUGGGAAUAUCUUAGAGAUUGACGAUGAAUCCAAAUUAUAUUUAAUUGUAAAGAUACUACGAAUAGAUAAUUUAAUGAGUAGUUUGUCUGAUAGUUAUAUAUUACAGGAUAAAGAAGAAGAAAGUAUAGAUGUAUAUGUACAAGUAACAUUUGACGGAAAUAAAAAGGAAACACCAAUUAUUUCAGGUUCACUACAUCCUUUAUUUCAAAGUGAGCUCACUUUUGUUUUAGAUGUAAUUUCUCCAACUCCUCAGUUGUCUAAAAUGAGUGAAGAUGACUUAAUAAAGCUACUUGAAAGUAAGGGGCCAAUUUUGUUGGAUGUAUGGAGAAAAACGAAAUCUGUAAUCAAUGAACAUUUAGGCUGGGCAGAAAUCAAUUGGAAGGAUAUAUUGAUGAAAAAUAAGACUACAGAAUACCUAAUAGAGUCAAAAUACCAGAAUUUAUCAGUUAAAGAGCCUUCAGAAUACAAUAUGAUUAACACUUCUUCUACUUUCAGAAGACUUGAAUAUCGCAAAUUUUAUGAUCGAACUCUAGGUAAGGAAGUAGUUUAUGAAACAAGGGUAUAUCAGGGCUGUUCAGAAUUAUAUAAUCUUGGUACAAGACCAGCAGAGUCAGACUUUAGUUCAUAUCGUCAUUUACUGCUAACUUCACCUGCAGUGCCAAAAGUAUACGUUGAAAUAUGGACUAAGCCAGACUUCAGUAUUUUACCUUGUAUACAAAUAUCAUUGGAUGGGACUGUAUCACAAAAUCUGCAGAAUAGAUUAAAGCAAAUCGUAGAAUUGUCAGAUAUUGGAAUAUCAUUAAGGCAACAAUUGCAAAUAAGAUCCAAUAUUUAUUAUUGGGAAAGUCUAACAAAGCGUUUAGAAGCAUGGGGUCGCCAAUUUUCAUAUUAUGGAAUUGAUUCAAGAGGGGUUAAGCAUUUAUUACCAUCAUUUAUUCAACCACUAAAACCAUUGCCUGGUAUUACAAAUGCAUCAAAAGUACAUCAUUUUAUUCAUGCAUUUCCAUUUCUACCAAGUAGCAAUAAUUCAGUAUGGAGAACACCAGAUUUAUUUCUGUUAUCAAGACAGGGAACACAGUUUGAUCAUGCAUUAUUGCAUGUUUGUCUUUUAAUUGGAUUAAAUAAGGUAGCAUUUUUAGCCUGUGGAACCCUAUGGAAUAGAGAUAAGUAUACAUGGGUUAUAACUAUGCACUAUGAGUAUAAUGAAACAAAAUCAAAUGUGGGGUCCCCAACUGGGGAAAUAAAUGAAAAUCUUAAAAAUUUAAAAAAAACAACAAAUUCAGCAAAAAAGUCACCAAAAACUUCUUCAAAUAGCAUUUCUCAAAGGGGAUUAAAAUUUUAUGCUUUGUUUUGGGAUACAGUUAAACAUGUUGUAUAUAGAUUAGAUAAUAUUAUAAAAGAUACAGAGGCAAAUAACUUCUUAAAAUGGUUAAGAGAAGAAGAAUAUGAUCUUUCACUAUUAUCCUUAUCAGCUGAAGAAUUUUUGUUAGCAGAAAAAUUAAAGAACGAAGGCAAUCCUAUAAAUUAUAAACCUAAUUUUUGCUUAAAAGUAACUAAUAGAUUGCCAUAUCGCACCUUAGAUAUUAUUUUUAAUAAUAAAAAUAUAUUUGCAAAUAUUCAGUCAAAUGGUGAUCCAAAUAGAAUAUCAUAUAAUAUAGCUGAUAUAAAUUCAUGGUUCCCUUUUUUCCCAAAGAAAAAUCUUGACUACAAAUCUUUAAUUAAUGAAUCUAUUCCAGUAUACUCUUCAUCUAAUCAAUCAACUUUACAACUUCCAAAUACAAAUUCUCUAGAAAAAAAGUUAAUUAAACCUAUAACUCAGUUAAAUUCACAUAUUUCACCUAACUUUACGUGGCCAGAAAUUAGCCUAGGUUAUAAUCAUGAGAUAAAUUUACAGAACAUUGAUGGAGAAAUUCAUGCAGUAAACGAUAUUAAUCAAGAUAUAAAUAAUGGUAAUAGUAAUGAGAUUGAUAUGUAUUGUAGAGAUAUUAUAGAUGAAAUAAUGAAAUAUGUACAGGUACAAAGAUUUCAGAAAUCACGAACAAUCGGAACUAGAUGGAAAAAUGAUAGUGCAACUGUUGGAUAUUUGAAGCUGGGCUUAAAUUUACUUCACAAAUGGGAAACAUCAGACCCAUAUACUACAGAUUACUACAAAAAUAGGGAAGAUUUUUUGAAUUGGAGAGAUUCUUUAUUAUCAACAUUACCAAAAAAGUGUCGUAUGAAAUAUGCUAUUCUAACAUUCCCUUGUAGCAUACCAAGAUGGAUAGCUCAACAAAUAUGGCUAAAGUGCCCAUUUUUAUCAAAUGAAACUGAUAAGAGAAGCUUUUUUUCAUUGGCUAUUAAUGUAAUUUCCUGGCCUAAUAAUAUAAAAUCUAUACAUAUUAUUAUUCUUGUAAUACAUCCACUAAAACAGGCUCAACUACGUAAAUUGAAAUUAGUUGAAGAUUAUAAAAUUAGAGUUAUUAAUGAAACUGCAGUUUUAAGAAAUACCAAGCUAGAAACAACUUCAGAUAAUAAAGUUUUAUUAAAUAAAAGUAAAAUAAUAAGAGAAGAUCAAGAUGGUGGUAAUAUUACUGAUCAUGAUAUAUUACCACCAUUUCCAUCAUCUGUAAUUAUUGACUCUAAAGAUGAAGAAAAAAAUGUUAGUGAAGUAUCUCAGACGUUGACAUUAGAUCAAGAUGAGGGUCUAAGUAAUAGUGUAAAUAAACAAUAUAAUUUAAAUAAUGGAAAUAUUGGAGAGAACAAAAAAUCCAAUAAUCAGAGUAGGUCAUCAUCACAGUUAUUCUCUGAAGAUGAACCGGAAUUUAAAGUAUUAAAACCUUAA
Messenger RNA from Cryptosporidium muris RN66, 4308 nucleotides. RefSeq names its product C2 domain-containing protein. Bases 1 to 4308 code for a protein of 1435 amino acids. Lineage: Eukaryota; Apicomplexa; Conoidasida; Eucoccidiorida; Cryptosporidiidae. The record is from RefSeq and is a predicted model, not a curated record. The transcript has a single exon.